UGUGAAUGGUUUUGGUUUCAUAAUCAUUCAUGUAUUGAAAUACGAAAUUACGAAAAAAAUCAAAAUAGACUUAUUAAUUUAAGUAAUAAAUAAAACGUAUAAAUCGUUUUAAUAUAUAUUAGGUGCGUUACAGUAUAAUUAUAAUGGCUGCUUUAAUAAAACUUCGUCACAUGCCUGUUGUACAGAGAUCUGCUUGGAAUUACUUCACGAAAACUAGUCGCAACAUUUCCACUUCAAAGAAGAAUAGUGAUACGGCUACUACAGCUUGCGAUUCCAAAACAUCAGAAGAUAAAAAUUGGGUUAGCUACGGUUUCGAUUAUACUAGCAAGGAGGAAGAUACAAACGCGCACCAUGCAACCUAUUUCUUUUCAGUGACUUUAUGUCUUGUCUUUGGAGGAUUCGCAUGGGCUUAUGCUCCUGACGUACACAUGAGAGACUGGUCUCAAAGAGAAGCUUAUUUAGAACUGCACCGCAGAGAGAAAGCUGGUCUACCCCCCAUUGACCCCAAUUUUAUAAAUCCAAAGAACAUCAAAUUACCAUCUGAGGAAGAUCUAUGUGAUGUUGAAAUUAUUAUCUAAUUUAGCAGUGAUAUUUAUUACCAUUGAAAAUGUAGAUCCUAUGCAAUUGAUUAGUAAAUGAUAAAUAUUUUGUUAAA
Messenger RNA from Vanessa atalanta (red admiral), 655 nucleotides. It is a transcript of the gene NP15.6, whose product is annotated as NADH dehydrogenase [ubiquinone] 1 beta subcomplex subunit 11, mitochondrial. Bases 144 to 578 code for a protein of 144 amino acids. Lineage: Eukaryota; Metazoa; Arthropoda; Insecta; Lepidoptera; Nymphalidae. The record is from RefSeq and is a predicted model, not a curated record. The transcript has a single exon.